This is a messenger RNA of Rhineura floridana, 2841 nucleotides long. It is a transcript of the gene WBP11, whose product is annotated as WW domain binding protein 11. Gene Ontology annotation, cellular component: spliceosomal complex. Gene Ontology annotation, biological process: mRNA cis splicing, via spliceosome. The record is from RefSeq and is a predicted model, not a curated record. The transcript is spliced from 12 exons. NCBI's taxonomy places the organism in Eukaryota, Metazoa, Chordata, Lepidosauria, Squamata, Rhineuridae. The coding region runs from base 354 to 2282 and encodes 642 amino acids.
AAAGCUGUGGGACGCUCUUGCUGUGUUCUGUCUCUAUAGUUGAUGCUGCGAGAUCGCGCGGGUUUUCAAGAUGGCGGCGGAGACAGGGGUUUUGCAGGGCUCUUUCUUUCGUUGGAGGGAGUAAGGGUACCUGCGCCGGCGGGGUUGGGGACUCCGUUCUCUUUCUUCGUGCAUCUUGGAUUGAGUGGGAAUUAGCGGAGUGGUUUUUGUCUUGCGGCCGUCCCCGCCUAACGUACCCGGCCUUGGUGCCAGGUGAUCUACGGGCGAGUUGGGAAGGGGAAGCCUUCCGUGAGUCUCAUUGUAGCUAAGUCUAGAUUCAUUCACUGGAAGAAUAAAAGAAACAAACUGUCAAAAUGGGGCGGAGAUCCACAUCUUCCACCAAGAGUGGGAAGUUCAUGAAUCCCACGGACCAAGCUCGCAAGGAGGCCCGAAAAAGGGAGCUGAAGAAGAACAAGAAGCAACGCAUGAUGGUGCGAGCAGCAGUACUAAAGAUGAAAGAUCCCAAGCAAAUAAUUCGGGAUAUGGAAAAACUUGAUGAAAUGGAGUUUAACCCAGUGCAGCAGCCACAGCUCAAUGAGAAGGUUCUGAAGGAUAAGCGUAAGAAACUCCGUGAAACCUUUGAACGUAUCCUGCGGCUCUAUGAGAAGGAGAAUCCAGAUAUCUACAAGGAGUUGCGCAAGCUAGAAGUGGAAUACGAACAGAAGAGAUCUCAGCUUAGUCAGUACUUCGAUGCUGUGAAGAAUGCUCAGCAUGUUGAAGUGGAGAGUAUCCCCCUGCCAGAUAUGCCUCAUGCUCCUUCCAACAUCCUCAUUCAGGAUAUCCCUCUGCCUGGAGCCCAGCCCCCCUCUAUUCUCAAAAAGACAUCAGCAUAUGGACCUCCUGUCCGGCCUGUUUCUGUACUCCCACCUCCUGGACACGGUGUUCCUCGGUUACCUCCAGGCCGGAAGCCUCCAGGACCUCCACCAGGGCCACCUCCACCUCAGGUCUUGCAGAUAUAUGGUCGUAAAGUAGGAUUCACGACAGAGAUAGCUCCUCGGAGAAGAGAGGAGGAGAUGUCUUAUAGUCCAGAGACAGGUCUACGAGGACAAGAUGACGAAGCUUCCAGUACCAGUGAAGAUGAGGGGUAUCCUGAGGACAUGGAUCAGGACAAACAUGAUGACACUACUGAUGACAGUGAUAGUGAUAGAAGUGAUGCAGACAGUGAAGGGGAGGAGUUUAUGCAUCAUGAUGACAAUGCUGAGAGGGAGGGUGGUGAAGAUAAGAAAUCGGGUCAUAGUGUACGGUUUGCUGACAUACCUGGAAAAUCCCGAAAGAAGAAGAAGAACAUGAAAGAGCUCACUCCACUUCAGGCCAUGAUGCUGCGGAUGGCUGGUCAGGAAAUUCCUGAGGGAGGUAAAGAGAUAGAGGAAUAUUCUGAAGAAGACAAUGAUGAUGAUGACGAUGACUCAGAUGCUGAAGAUACACCACAGCAGCAAAGCACAGAAGAAUCCCGUGCUGAGACUACAUCAUCAACGCCCUCUCAAGCAACCCAGCCACAGCAGCAACCACCACCUCAGCCUGUUCCUCCAACUCCGAUACAAGCACCUCCCAUGCCUGGUCCACCACCUCUUGGACCACCUCCUGCACCACCCUUGAGGCCUCCAGGGCCACCUACUGGCCUUCCUCCUGGUCCUCCUCCAGGAGCUCCUCCAUUCCUGAGGCCACCUGGGUUGCCUGGACUGCGUGGGCCUUUGCCACGACUGUUGCCACCAGGACCUCCCCCUGGUCGCCCACCUGGUCCUCCCCCUGGUCCACCUCCAGGUCUGCCUCCUGGUCCUCCUCCAAGGGGACCUCCACCUCGUCUACCACCCCCAGCCCCUCCAGGUAUCCCCCCUCCUCGUCCAGGCAUGCUGCGCCCUCCUUUGGUACCUCCUCCUGGGUUAUUUCCACCAGCUCCCAUUCCAAAUCCUGGGGUACUGAGUGCUCCCCCCAGCUUGAUCCAGCGGCCUAAGGCGGAUGAUACCAGUGCAGCUACCAUUGAGAAGAAAGCCACAGCAACUAUCAGUGCCAAGCCACAGAUCACCAACCCCAAGGCUGAGAUCACCCGUUUUGUGCCCACAGCCCUGCGAGUCCGCCGAGAGAACAAAGGGACAGCUGCCUCCACCCAGAGAAAGCCUGAUGGUGAACCUUCUGUCCAGAUAACCAAAGUGAUUCCAAAGGCUGGCUCUUCUGCCCCUGUUUCUGUGCAGACCAAGGAUGAUGUGUAUGAAGCCUUCAUGAAGGAAAUGGAGGGGUUACUGUGACAAUCUGUUCCCAGUUAACUAUUUUAUUCUGUGAUGAUAUCAGACUACAGUCUUAGGGGCAGCGUUUCCAUGUUAUAGUGACAUCAAGUUGAAAAGCUCCUUCUUUCGUUGACACGGAAUAGUCCCCCAUCCCAGUUAACUUAUGAUCAAACUUGGGAAAACCACUACUGCAGAGAGUGAAAGAGGGGAGCAGUUCUACCCACCCACUAUUAAAAGACUUGAUUGUGUUUGUGCUGUCAUGGACAAAGCUGUUGUCACAAUUUUACUUUCUUUUUGGUUAAGGGGAAGGAAUAUACUGUUGAAGCAUCUCUUCUACAUAUACCUGAUCAUCAGGUUUUAAUGUUUUGGUGGCUUCUGUAAAUAUUUUGUAAAGCUAUUUUUAGUUGGGUGAGAUUAAUUGGUUUACAUGCUGUCAUAAGAGGUGGCCAGGUUACUGUUUGCAUAUAUGGCAUUCAAACAUCUUCCACCUUGAUUAUCUUGCAGUAACUGCAGUGGCCUCUUGCUGACAGGAGGAGUAUCAUUGUCUUAUUAAAAGAGAAUAAAUGUUUGAUGUAAUACA